CCAAUCAGUGCGCGGCCGGGCUGCUCUGGCUGAAGAGGGGAGACACGUCUGAGGAGGUCAAGGCAGAGACACCGCAAAGCGGGGACGGACGAGGCGGCCAUGAGCAAACAUCCAUACGCUGUGGUGAGAAGUUGGAACGAAUAUUGAGUGGGUGUCGCUGGAGUUGCCCCAAGCAGGAACAGGAAGAGAGUUGAUCUGUUCGCAACUGGUCAGCUGCAUUGCUGAAAGCACAGCGCUUUUCUUCCUUGAGUGAGAGAAUCCAAAGGCAUUCACUGCUUUAUCGUGUUCCUCGAGAGCCCCAAUGGACCAUGCUGAGCAUCACGAGGCCCACAUGGCGCAUAUGGACCAUAACAUGAAUGGCUCGGCAAGCCCUACCAUGGAUCCUCACGCCCACCAUCACACCACCAAGGGCCCAGGACACAUGCAUGGGGGAAUGAUGGAUAUGACCUUCCACUUCAGCUACCAUAAUGUGCCCUUGCUGUUUUCCGGGCUCAUCAUCAAUACAGCUGGAGAAAUGGCUGGAGCCUUUGUGGCCAUUUUCUUCCUGGCCAUGUUCUACGAGGGCUUGAAGAUUGCCCGGGAAAGUCUCCUUCGGAAGUCACAAGUCAGCAUCCGUUACAACUCCAUGCCAGUCCCGGGGCCAAAUGGGACCAUCUUGAUGGAGACGCACAAGACAGUCGGGCAACAGAUGCUAAGCUUCCCUCACCUCUUCCAGACGAUCCUGCACAUCAUCCAAGUAGUGGUCAGCUACUUCCUGAUGCUCAUCUUCAUGACGUACAACGCUUACCUCUGCAUCGCCGUGGCCGCGGGCGCAGGGGCGGGCUAUUUCUUCUUCAGCUGGAAAAAGGCCGUGGUGGUGGACAUCACAGAGCAUUGCCACUAACGCGGAGUUCUCUCUGCCGUCCCCCACAGCCUUCUCAAAGGACCAGGUUUACCAGGAACAUGCCAAGGAAAGCCAUGGGGUGCCCUCCGGUUUCCAGAGGGUCGUCCCUGUGCCUCUUGCUCCUCUCCCCACAUUUCCCCCCUCCCCCAAAGUUUGGGUGGGGAGGCGCCUGAGCCCUGCGUAAAGAGUUGGCAGCCAGCUCAGGCAACCUACUUAGAAUGAUUGAUUGAUAGACCAGAUUGCAUUUUUGGCGGGGCUUCGUUUUAGAGCGUACCAUGAUUUAAAGGAGCUGCCGGGCUGACCCAGGCAAUUCCAUGAUGUGUUUGUAUAUAGCAGCCUAUGUUUCUGGGAGGGUGCAGCGAAUACAGACCCCCGGUCUUCAUUCAAAAGCAGUGGGCACACAACCACUCAGGCCAGUACGUUUGAGCAGUUAUCUUCAAAAGUCAGCUGUGCUUUGCGUCCU
Messenger RNA from Candoia aspera, 1346 nucleotides. It is a transcript of the gene SLC31A1, whose product is annotated as solute carrier family 31 member 1. The transcript is spliced from 6 exons. The record is from RefSeq and is a predicted model, not a curated record. Gene Ontology annotation, cellular component: plasma membrane. Gene Ontology annotation, molecular function: copper ion transmembrane transporter activity. NCBI's taxonomy places the organism in Eukaryota, Metazoa, Chordata, Lepidosauria, Squamata, Candoiidae. Gene Ontology annotation, biological process: copper ion transmembrane transport. Bases 302 to 883 code for a protein of 193 amino acids.